GGAACAAGGAGCAAUCUGACCUCUGAAAGGUAAGGACGGUCACCAUACUGUUCCACGAUUUUCUCUCUGACUGUUGGCUGCUUUGUUUAGGCAGGUAAUCACCUGAUAAGCCUCUCUAAAGGUGAUAGGUCAAAGAGGAGGACAGGAAGCAUGUCUGACAGGAGUCUCUGAAGCUGUUAAUGACCAAGACGGACCAAGAAGUGUUCUGCUGCUGCAUCUCAAUUUCCCCUCGGUUGUAUCAUUAUCCUGUGUUUAUUGCAGCAUGUCCAAAGCAGGAGAGAGGACCUCUUCUACAACUUCUGCCGACUCAGCCCUAACAGACAGCAAAGAUGGUGGCUCUAAAACUAGCACAGCCACAAACUCCCCAUCGGGUUCAGUUUCUGAAACACCAAAGAAGUCCUCCAAGAAGGCCAAGAAAAGCACAGAGAGCAUGACCAAAGUCUACAACUCCAUUCUCAACAGUGUUUUUGGGGCCGAGAGAGAGCUGGCCCAGGCUGAAAUAGACGAGUUGCAAGAAGCCUUUAAGGAGUUUGACUAUGACCAAGACGGCUAUCUGAACUACAAAGAUGUGGCUGAAUGCAUGAGAACCAUGGGAUACAUGCCCACUGAGAUGGAGCUGCUGGAGAUCGUACAACAAAUCAAGAUGAGAAUGGGCGGUUUGAUGGACUUUGAGGAUUUUAUCGAACUGAUGGGGCCGAGGAUGAUGGGAGAAACCACAAACAUGCUGGGACUCAAGGAGCUCCAGUCAGCCUUUCUACAGUUUGACUUGGAUGGAGAUGGUAAGAUCAACCAGGAAGAGAUGAAGGAAGCUCUGAAAAGUCUACUGGGGGAGAAGCUGAAGAAGGGAGAGCUGGAGGAGAUCCUAAAGGAGCUGGAUGUUAAUGCUGAUGGAAACAUUGACUUUGAAGAGUUUGUGAUGAUGCUUUCUAUUCACUGAAAUCUGGAAACAGAACCUGCAUGGACCAUCACUUACGCGUCGUCUGACAAGUUUUAUUAUAUAAUCCAAUGUAUUGUAAUUCUUGCUUCAGUGAAGACAAAUACCGCUAUAGCCAACCUGUGAAGAACUGUGAGAAGAUGCUAAUAAGAUGAAGACGUUUGUUUGAGGCAGACUGGGAUGAAUGCCAUGACUGAGUGUGUAAUUGGCAGACUAACCUUCUGUGUGGACAACACAAAUGAAGAGUUUCCACCUCUCAUCUAAAAUACUUCUUCAGUAUUUCGGAAUCUAUGCCAGCAUAUCCUUAAAAUUGAAAACAGCUAAAUGGAGUUAAAGUAUAAUUAAUUUAUUUUAUCUUAGUUUUUUUCUUGCUGUCAUUUUAAUUUUUCUCAGACUCAAACAUUUGAGUCUGUAAUAAUCUCCAGGCACCCUUUAGCAAAAAUAAUUGUUGAAUGGGUAAAAAUAAAAAUUACUAUUAAAUUAAAUUUGAGAUUUUAAUUUAAAACAAAUUAGAUGUUUUAUGGCCUGAAAGUACUUUUUCCUUCCAUUUACUGAACAGAGGUUUUCUGUUGUAAUAGUUCAGGGUGAUAGUGUCCCCAGUGCAAAGAGUGAUAGAGUAAUUACUGAGGAAAGGCAGAUGAAGCCAGUGAUCUGUCUAAAAAAAAGACAUCCAUUAAUUAUACAAAGCUGGGAAGUUCAGCUGUUAAAUAAAAUUGUUCCCUUUCUCACAUCUUUUCUCUACAAAGUAGGAUGACAGAACAUCCUCCAAGAGUAGUGUUUUCAUAUUUGUUGCCCUUGGUCAAACUGCCCAACUUUGUCUUUUUUAUUUUGAACCACAACCCAAGACCACGACCCACUAUGGAAGAAGCAGUAGUAAAUGACUGACUGACAUUUACUGUUAAGUAUAUGAUUAAAGAAGAUCUUUCUAUCAAGAUUUCCCUCCCAUCUUCAGGAAAUAUCCACUCUGACUUUUGUAAACUUUGUGACACUGAACAAAUACCAUGCAUAAGCAGGCUUUGUAAACAAAUACACCUACAGCCACAGUAAAAAAUAAAGUACACCAUUCUUACAUUCUAGUCUUCUACAAAUAUUGCAUAUAUUUAGGGUUUAGGGAGGUACUUUUCCAUUCUGGUUUCAUCUUUAACAAAUAAUAACGUGGUGGGAUUUGUUGUGGGUUCUCGAACACUUUGUGUGGGAAUGAAAUAAUUUUCAAUGACCUUGUAAAGACUGGGUCAUUCAUACAUUAAAAUCCAAAAGCUGGUGGAGGGUGUACUUUCUUUUUAGAAUGACAGUAGGUUUUAGCCAGCAUCUGACAAUGUAUGAGGCUCACGUUGUUUUUGAGGGCUCAGGACUUUCAGAUCGCUCACAUUGAUACAGGACGCGCAUGCAGAACUGCACUCAUUUAAAGCUGUACUGCAUGGUUUCAAUAAGGUUCUGUUUGAAAGGUUCUUAGAACUAUUUUACUUUAUGGAAGAAAAAAUUAAGUUCAUCACAACACCGCUAUAAUAACCUCAGCCCAUAUUAGUAACCAUUUCCUUGAGUUUUUUGUCUAUAUAUUGUUGCGGCUCUUUAUGCUAAUAAUCCUUCUCUUCUUUCUAUGUUUUGUUCACUCUGUCCUACUAUAUACCAACUAAAAAUGGAUACGUUUGCUCUG
This is a messenger RNA of Girardinichthys multiradiatus, 2588 nucleotides long. Its product is annotated as calcium-binding protein 2-like. The record is from RefSeq and is a predicted model, not a curated record. Bases 263 to 937 code for a protein of 224 amino acids. The transcript is spliced from 8 exons. NCBI's taxonomy places the organism in Eukaryota, Metazoa, Chordata, Actinopteri, Cyprinodontiformes, Goodeidae. Gene Ontology annotation, molecular function: calcium ion binding.